Labrus bergylta (ballan wrasse) is the source of this 3149-nucleotide messenger RNA. RefSeq names its product FYN binding protein 1 b (gene fyb1b). Gene Ontology annotation, biological process: T cell receptor signaling pathway; protein localization to plasma membrane; integrin-mediated signaling pathway. Gene Ontology annotation, molecular function: protein binding. Gene Ontology annotation, cellular component: plasma membrane. The record is from RefSeq and is a predicted model, not a curated record. NCBI's taxonomy places the organism in Eukaryota, Metazoa, Chordata, Actinopteri, Labriformes, Labridae.
ACAUACAGACUCACACUCUCUACUUAGUCACUAAGUCAUCCACUACCUCGUAUUUCUCUCUUUGACAGCAGCAGAAACUCACCCUGAUUAACUGAACAAACACACUAUACGCCAACCAUUCAGACCGAGCAGUCGGGCCAGAGAUUAAAGCCUCAACAUGAGUGAUGUAAAGGCCAUGAUGGCUCGCUUCCAGGCAGGUGAAGCCAGCGCUGACGAAACUUCCUCCACAACGACGGGCCAUCCCAAAAAACCCCUGCACCCCACCCUCUCCUUUGGCCCAACCAUACCGACAAAGAAACCUCACCUGGAAAGCCUUUCAAGCAGUGCGAUAAAUGUCCCUCCUAAACCUCCUUCUUAUCUGAAAAGUACCGCUUCGUCUAAGAGUGACACAGACGCACAUGAACCACACAAACCUAAAGUCCUGGCUAGCCGGUUCGGAAGCAACCAGGACAACACCAACACCAGUAGCAAACCUUUUAUUGGUAGUAAACAGCAUGUACCCUUUAAAACGCCUAUUUCACAGGCCUCUGAAAGUAAAGGCACUCUUCAGAAGCCUCCUUUCAACAAGCCCUCCCUCAGCCACACCAUGUCUGACUCCAAACCCACCUUUCCUAAACCCUCCACAGCAGUGGUCUCCAAGCCCAACUGGCUCAAAGAAGACAGCGCAGGAGGUGUAACCAGUUCCGCACCACACAAACUUCCUUUACAGCAAAAACCGAGCAGCAGCUUUGGAAAGUUACGGCAGCACAAUGAAGAGACCGUGGGAUCCAACGUGGACCCAGCAAAUAAGCCUACUUUGCCAAACUCUGAUAUGAAGCCCCCUUCCAACUUCAGGAAUGCUCAGAAUAUGUUCAACAAGGAGAAGGAGAAGACUGACCCGCCUGAUAGCGACGUGAAAAUAGAUGGAGCCAAGAAGCCACCCCUUGCUGCCACUAACUCCACCCCACCUCCCAAACCUCUAGCUAGUAAAAAACCCAGCAUUAAGAAGCCAUCUCAGACCUCACUUCAGACCACCAGGGUUAAAGGUGAUGCUACUUCAGGCCCAAAGCGUAACCCCCUCCCCAACAGCUUAGCCUUGGGCCAUGCUCCUGCAAAGCCUAACCGACCCCCCCAAGUCAACCUGGAGAACUUUAAAAGAGGUGCUGAGGCCCUAAAUGAUGGUCCUGGCACCUUUAAGAAACCCCUCAUCCCGACCUCUCACCCCAGUAACAAUAGUAACCAUGUGACCCCAACUCAACCUCCACAGCCUGCACUUCCUAGUCUGCCUCCACGUCAUCCUGGAGCCAUGGCUCAGCAAGAUGACUUCUAUGAUGAUGUUGAUGAAUUCAGCAGCCCUCCCCCUCCUCCUCUACCAUCAUCUACAGGCCAUCCAAGUCAGAAGGCAAAGGUGGAAAGUGUCAGUGAUGAUGGAGAGAUGUAUGAGGAUCUUGAUGAACGAUGGGAAGCAGUUGAACAGAAACUAGAAAAGACGAAAGAGAAAGAGGAUAAAGAGGAGAAGAAACGUCUGGAGGCUGAGAGGAAAGAGCAGAAGGAACGUGAGAAGAAGGAACAAGAUGCAAGAAAGAAAUUCAAAUUGGUUGGUCCCCUGGAGGCGAUUCAACAAGGGAAAGCCUGUGUGGAUUGUCGAGGCAACAAGACCGACCUAGCUCUGAAGCAAGGAGACAGUCUGGACAUCAUCCGCGUCCAUGGCAACCCAGAAGGGAAAUGGCUGGGUCGGACACAGGAUGGAUCCAUUGGUUAUGUAAAAACGACUUCAGUGGAAAUUGACUUUAACUCGCUGAAGAAUCACAAAGCUCAGCAGGCCUACGACCCUGAGGUAUAUGAUGACAUCGACGUGGCCUCUCAUGACAACAGCGGGCUCAAAGGACCAGGAGUUGUCCUACCCCCGCUACCAGAAGAUGGAGGAGAAAUAUAUGACGAUGUAAUUGAUCCAAACCUGGAAGUCAGUCCCCUGGAUCCCAGGUCUUCUCCUACAAAGCCUCGAGGCUUCCUGCGGAUGUUCGAGCGGAGUAAACGCCCUGUCAGCACUAAAGUAGUGCCUCCACCCAGCCAGUUCACUGCAGAGGGGAACGCAGAUCAGCAGGGAGCAGCAAUUGACGAGGAGAUAUACGAUGACGUUGACUCGCAAACUUUGCCUCCCCUUCCUCCAGUCAGCAGCCUUCCAACCCUUAAAAGCAAACGACAGACUGAGGAGCUGGACUCAAAGAAGCAGAAAAAGUUUGAAAAAGAGGAGAAGGACUUCAGGAAGAAGUUUAAAUAUGAUGGGGAGAUCCAGGUGUUGUACCAGGUCAACAUAAUCCCGACGUUAAACAAUAAGAAGUGGGGCGGGAAAGACCUUCAAGUCAGAGCAGGAGAGAAACUGGACGUCAUGGUUAAAGCUGUGGACGACAAACUGAUCUGUCGAAACGAGGACGGCAAGUUCGGUUAUGUGUUGACCAGCCACAUUGUUAAUGACGAUGGAGAUAUCUACGAUGAUAUUGGAGAUGAUUGCAUCUAUGACAACGACUAAAUAACCAUCCUGCACUGGGUUUAUUGUUGCACCCUGAAAUGUUCACGUUAUUUAUUUUGUCAGUUGGUGGUUAACAUCUGGAGCUAAUUAUUGAUAUUCAGAUUGUAUUGCUAUUGUAAAUAAUUACUUUGUCAUUUAUUUAUCUAAAUUUAAAUGUCUGGAUAAAUUGGACUGUUGGGUGUCAUUCAGAGGUCUGGGUUGAGCCUAGUUCGAUUUUAUUUGAACAAUGUGAUUUUUUCAAAUUGCAAAAUCAAAAACAUAAUUUAUAAUAAGAUAUUUUACGAUUAGUCUUUUUCCUGCAACAUCUCAACAAAGUCGUUCUUUUCAACAUUCAACAGUAUUUGCAAAUGUUCCUUGUUUUCACAAUUUUUACAAAUUCAACAGCUCUGUAUGUACAUUUAUUGUAAUUUCAUUUAUUGUAUUCUAAAGUUUGAAUAUAGCCAUAUAUCUAAAUCAAAUAUGUAAACAUUAUUUGCAUUGGUACUUAUUUCUGCUUAUUAUAUUUAUAUGUCUUUUUUAAUUCUAUAUUCUAUAGGCCUAUAUAUAUAUAUUUCUAUAUUUACGACUUCUAUAUUGUGUUUGAGAGCUACUGUUACGACCAAAUUCCCCGCCUGGGAUUAAUAAAGUAUUUCUGAUUCUG